CCAACAACACCCAGGAUGGUACAAAUCAGUGAGGUGAAAGGAAAUGGUCGUGAAAACCGGAUUACUACUCAUUCCCAUAUCAAAGGAUUAGGAUUAAAAGAAGAUGGUACCUGCGAAGGCGUUGGUGGUGGAUUUAUUGGACAAGAUAAUGCUCGUGAGGCUUGUGGUAUCAUUAUAGAUCUGAUUAAGUCCAAAAAAUUUGGCGGACGAGGUGUUUUAUUUGCCGGCGGUGCUGGUACUGGUAAAACUGCAUUGGGUUUGGCCAUUGCUCAGGAAUUGGGACCCAAAGUUCCUUUCUGUCCAAUGGUAGGAAGUGAAGUGUAUUCUAGUGAAAUAAAAAAGACCGAAGCUCUUAUGGAAAACUUUCGUCGUGCAAUCGGACUCCGUGUUAAGGAGACCAAGGAGGUGUAUGAAGGUGAAGUUACAGAACUAGUACCAGAAGAAGCCGAAAAUCCUUUAGGUGGUUAUGGAAAGACUAUUUCGCAUGUAAUUUUGGGACUCAAAACUCAUCGCGGCACCAAGCAACUAAAGCUUGACCCUAGCAUCUAUGAAUCUUUGCAGAAGGAACAGGUCUCUACGGGAGAUGUGAUUUACAUUGAAGCCAAUACAGGUGCGGUCAAGCGCGUUGGUCGAAGCGAUGCAUAUGCGACCGAAUUUGAUCUUGAAGCCGAAGAAUACGUUCCUAUGCCCAAGGGUGAGGUCCACAAACGUAAAGAAAUUGUGCAAGAUGUCACAUUACACGACUUGGAUAUUGCCAAUGCUCGUCCUCAAGGUGGCCAGGACAUUAUGUCCAUGAUGGGACAACUCAUGAAACCAAAGAAGACGGAAAUUACCGAUAAGCUUCGUUCUGAGAUCAACAAAGUGGUCAAUAAAUACAUCGAACAAGGAAUUGCAGAAUUGAUUCCUGGUGUUCUGUUUAUUGAUGAAGUCCACAUGUUGGACAUCGAAUGCUUUACUUAUUUAAACCAAGCCUUAGAAAGUACUAUUUCUCCUAUCGUCAUUUUUGCAUCCAACCGAGGCAUGUGCACAAUUCGUGGUACUAAAGACAUUCAAGCACCUCAUGGCAUCCCUACCGAUUUACUAGACCGUCUGUUGAUUGUUCGUACGUUACCCUACACGGAAGAGCAGAUUCGCUCCAUUUUGGAAAUUCGUGCCAAGGUUGAAAAUAUCAAACUCAGCGAUGCUUGUCUUGACAAACUAGCAAAGGAAGGAGCCAAGUCUAGUUUACGCUAUGUUAUUCAACUAUUGACCCCAGCUAGCAUUAUUGCAAACUUGCAUAGUAGUGAAGAAAUUACUGUGGAGCACAUUGAUGAGUGUUAUGACUUGUUUUUGGAUGGUCGUCGGUCAGCUCGCGUUUCUCAAACCUCUACAGGAUUUCUGCAGUAAAACAGAUUUCAAGGGUAGAGAAAAGAAAAAUUCGGGAUAUAGGAUUUGAGUGAGCAUGGUCCUUCCUUUUGGCAAUGUUGAGUAAAUUAUUAAGAAUAUACAUCUUUUAUAUGCGUGUAUAAAAAAACUAAAACCGUUGUGUUGGUAAGGAAAGGAUCUUAUUUUUUACUAAAUGAACUUAUUCUUACUAAAUGAAAUGGAUGGGUAUGUUCGAAGAAAACUUUAGUUAGAAAUAUAUAAUGCUCCUUUUCAAUUGCAACCAAGCUGCGUCAUUUUCUUUUCAAAAGUCUUGCGUUAUUGUUGAUUUUCUUCUUUUCUUUGAUAGUUUCUUGUAAUCGUCACUAUAUUUUACUUACUUCCAUUCACUUUUGCUAGAAACGUAAAUCAAGUCUCUAGUUUUUGCUAGACCAUUUAAUAAAUUAAAAGAAUUUAUUCGAAAGUUA
Molecule: messenger RNA, 1829 nt
Organism: Schizosaccharomyces cryophilus OY26
Lineage: Eukaryota; Fungi; Ascomycota; Schizosaccharomycetes; Schizosaccharomycetales; Schizosaccharomycetaceae
Product: AAA family ATPase Rvb1
Exons: 2
Coding region: 16-1386 (456 amino acids)
Biological process (GO): regulation of transcription by RNA polymerase II; chromatin remodeling; box C/D snoRNP assembly
Cellular component (GO): NuA4 histone acetyltransferase complex; R2TP complex; Ino80 complex
Molecular function (GO): DNA helicase activity; ATP binding; ATP hydrolysis activity
Source: RefSeq, a predicted model, not a curated record